This is a messenger RNA of Orbicella faveolata, 1227 nucleotides long. Its product is annotated as ephrin type-A receptor 4-like. Gene Ontology annotation, cellular component: signaling receptor complex; plasma membrane. The record is from RefSeq and is a predicted model, not a curated record. Gene Ontology annotation, molecular function: protein binding; ATP binding; transmembrane receptor protein tyrosine kinase activity. Gene Ontology annotation, biological process: positive regulation of kinase activity; cell surface receptor protein tyrosine kinase signaling pathway; multicellular organism development. NCBI's taxonomy places the organism in Eukaryota, Metazoa, Cnidaria, Anthozoa, Scleractinia, Merulinidae.
AUAGCGUCAUAUGAUGAGCUUCUCGACCAAUCAGAAUGUCAAAUUUCUAUAUUCACCUCUGGAAAUUAUACUAAUGCAUUAUAUUGAAAAGUGGGAAGACUCAUCUCAAUAUUUUUGUUUCGCAGAUGGUCUUACGGUAUAGUAAUGUGGGAGGUGUUUACUAUUGGUGAAUCACCAUAUCCUGGUGUACCUUCUCGACAAGUGGCUGGCUUAUUGCAGACUGGAUACCGCAUGUCUAGACCAAGACACAUCUCUGCUGAACUGUACUCCAUCAUGACCGAGUGUUGGGAAGAGCAACCUCAAAAGCGACCAACGUUCCAGUGGCUUUGCUCUGCAGUCAGAAGACUUCUGGAUGACCACAAGACAUAUGUGAAUUUGGAAGUUUAUGAUGACAAGGACUAUGUUAAUUUUGACGUGGUGACCUAGAACGAUUGACGAAGGAUCAUGAACGAUAUUCACAGGACACUUUCAUACCUUUUUGACAGAAAUAUAGUGUUGCCCAGUUUCAUUUGAUUCCAAACUGAGUUAAAUAGCACCUGUCAAAUCGAUUGGUUAAUUCGUAGGUAACUUGUAUAGCUUUUUCACUAGUUUUUUUGCUUUUUAUUUCCUAUCCGAUCUAGCAUGGUAACCCUCUGCUAAUUCCUGGGCACAAGGCUCGAUAUUGUGCGUAAACGGCACCCUGUCCUAGUGUGGAUAAUGCUAUCCAACGGGUAAAUCACUAUCCAGUGGAGAAAUGUUGACGACACUAACUUUGCUAUCCCAGCACUACAUAAUGCUUUGUCCAGUGAAGCGCAUUAUCCAAACUUUGACCGACGAGCUGUCUUAAGUGUUGUAAAAGUUAGAAAAUCCCAGAGAAUCAUUGUAUGGCUAAAUUACCUGUUUCUGAUAUAAAAAGGAAUGCUAUACUCAGUACAUAACAAGACGUCGAAGAGAAGACGUCACUCGCACGAGUGUCACCCAAAGUACAUUAGGCAGAUGUAACAUGCUCAUUCAUGCUGGAAAUAUUACUUUUACUAAUCAUUAAAACAUUGUAGGAGGCGGGUAGGAUAAUGUUAUUCAAAAGAUUUAUAUAAAAAAGGUAGAGGUAUUUUCGAUAUUUGAUAGUUAGUAUUUCUAUUUUUCUAACACUUCAAUUUUUGGCUUCGAACGCAAUCUUUAUAUUGGUUAAUUCUAUGAAAAAUGCUACUGAAAAUUUUAGACCUAGUAAAAAAUAGCAACUUUGUUAUA